AUGCAAUAUCUGUUAUUUGGUCAGUUUAAUCUUUCAAUUCAAAAUUUGAGAGGUCAAGGGUACGAUGGUGCUAGUAAUAUACGCGGCGAAUGGAAUGGACUACAAUCAUUAUUUCUUAAAGAUUGCCCAUUUGCUUAUUAUGCCCAUUGCUUUGCUCAUCGAUUACAACUAGCAUUAGUUGCAGCAGCAAAAGAUGAGAUGAAUAUUUGGCAAUUUUUCUCUCACCUAACUUGUAUUGUCAAUCUUGUUGCUUCCACUCCUAAGCGUCUUGUUGAAUUAAAAUCUUUUCAAAUGGAUGAGAUUGCACGUAUGUUGAGCACAGGUGAACGUAAAUCUGGUAAAGGGGUUAAUCAGAUUGGCACCUUGCAUCGAGCUGGAGUUCCUCGUUGGAGCUCACAUUACGAUUUUGUGAAGGAUUUGAUUGAUAUAUAUACUACAUCCUGCAGAGUUGUUGAAAGUCUUAGAAAGGGUGGACGAAGUCAACAGAUACGUGGGCAAGCUUCAGGUAUUUACAAGGUAAUGAGAAACUUUGAAUUCAUAUUUAUUUUACACCUAAUGAAUAACAUUAUGGGAUUCACUGACACACUUUGCCAGGCCUUGCAAUGCAAAUCUCAAGACAUUCUAAAUGUUUUGAAAUUAGUCUCAUCAACUAAAAAUCUCCUUAAAAAAUUCAGAGAAGAUAAUUGGGAUAUUUUCCUUGCCAAUGUGGUGUCAUUUUGCAAUCGACAUAACAUUGAUAUACCUGAUUUGAGUUCUCGUUAUGUUAAGGGUACGGGUCUUCAUGGCCAGCAACAAGAUCAUAUUACAGUUGAGCACCAUUAUAACUUUGACAUUUUCAACUCUGCAAUAGAUUUACAGUUAAUGGAGUUAGAACAUAGAUUUAACAAUGAAGUAGUGGAACUUCUUACUCUUAGCUCGGCUUUGGAUCCUAGUCAUUCUUUUAAAUCUUUUAACGUGGAAGAGAUAUGCAAUCUUGCUAAGAAAUUCUAUCCUUGGGAAUUCACUGGUCAAGAUGUUAAAACAUUGAAGUUUCAGUUGAUCCAUUAUCAACUUGAUAUAUCUAGUGAUCCUGAGUUUCAGAAUAUUUCUUCUCUUACUGAUUUAAGUCGAGAACUAGUUGUAAGCAAGAAGUUUGACUACUACCCUUUGGUUGACAGAUUGAUUCGUCUUGUGUUGACUCUUCCUAUUUCUAUAGCAACUACGGAGAGAGUAUUUUCAGGCAUGAAACGUGUUAAAACAGCGAUGCGUAGCAAGAUUGGAGAUGAAUUUUUUGUUGACUACAUGACCAUCAAUCUUGAACGAAAGCUUGUUUGGAAAAUUGAUUUAGAGUUUAUUAUUGACAAAUUCGAUUCUUUAAAGACUCGUCGAGCACAACUUAGAUAA
This is a messenger RNA of Cornus florida, 1383 nucleotides long. RefSeq lists its product as uncharacterized. Gene Ontology annotation, molecular function: protein dimerization activity. NCBI's taxonomy places the organism in Eukaryota, Viridiplantae, Streptophyta, Magnoliopsida, Cornales, Cornaceae. The record is from RefSeq and is a predicted model, not a curated record. The transcript has a single exon. The coding region runs from base 1 to 1383 and encodes 460 amino acids.